GUUAGAUUCGGUGGACACGAUGGUGGUCGCGAUCCCCUAACAAGCUCCCUAGGCCUGCACGUCAAUUGUUGUACUAUUUCCUAUUAGGGAAUUCCAAGGUUCAUCUGGCUGUCUGGGCAAGACCAUUCUCCGAGCGUAACUUUCGUUUCUGUAAUUCCUGAAAUCUUCCCUUCUUUUUAUUUAUUUCUACACAGGGGAUAAUCUCACCUGUUCAAUUCCACUUAGUUGAUUGAUUUCCUUCUUUUAGGUCAUUGGUGUUCUUUUGAAGUAAUCCUCCCGCGCGAUCCGAUUGCGAGUUCUAUGACAUUCAAGUCACAAGAUCUGACCAUGCAUGCGUUGAAAUCACCCGCCGUGGCGGCAUUGCUAUUCUCUCUAGCAUCUGCCGUUCCAAACAUUCGUCCUAGACAGACAGAUAGUGCCCUUGCACCGUGGGUUACCGUUGAUGCAGAUGGAAAGCCGAGUACCGUAACGCCUGUUCUUAGCACAGCCAGCGGAACCACUACUAUAAUAUCAGGCGCACCUCACGAUCUGACUGCUACUGUUUUCACUGAAACCAAUUACGGCAAAGUUUCUACAAGCACUGGCACAGCUCCCAUUGCCACUGCCACUGGCAGCGGUGACGCCGGCUCGUUUCCAAUUUGCCAUAACAAGGAUGGCGCCAAUGCCCCUUGGUGUCAACCAACCGACGGAGCGCCGUUAUACCCAGGCGUUACAUACUAUUUUACUUGGGACCCUACAUAUUUUACAGCCCCGAACACCACUAUCUUAGUUCAAGGGAAUUAUCUCAACGAGACUACCGGAGAAGUCACCGACCAAGCUUUCGAGUCACCUAAGUGGUUGGCCUCUUGGGGCUUCUGGAGCUACACGAUCGAAUCGAGUUUGAUGAAACAUCAGUCCGCCAAGAACAUCACUUUGCAACUUGCCACUACGAAUGCCACCGUGGGAGCCAGCACUAUAAUCAAGGGGCCUAGGGUUCUGGUCACCAAUUACCCCGUGUACCAACCUGAUACCGGCAAAUCUAUUGACAAGACUGCUUUGAUCAUUGCCUUGCCGACUGUAUUUGGGCUAAUUGCGCUCUUCGUUAUUGGAACCUGUGUUUGGAACAGGAAGUCUCGGCAAAUCGGUCUCGGAAACAUCAUGUCGCGCGGCAGACGCGGAUAUGGUAUUGGCAAAAGCUCACGUUCUCGAAUGGGAUUCGGCAAGGACAAGGCCAAUGAGCGCAUCCAAUUGAUGGAGCGAGAGGUUGUGGCCAACGGCGGCGAAGUUUAUCAUGACGUACCGGAGCUUCCUCGACGAGACAGCGAUGCCCUGGGUAGCUUAGCUGGUACACCGACCGAGGACCGACGUAUGGAUUUCAACAGGCCUGGUUCUCGAGACCAGCGAGAUCGCUCUCGACCAUCCCGAAAUGUGUUCCAGGAUGAAUUGAGAAGACAGCAAAAUGAGAGGAUCUAAUUAAACGAAGGGUAUUGGAAAGACGGGUGAAGGAUCGUAAUGCGGCAACCACUCAGGUCGUGGAAUGAGAAUUGUGCAUGUCCAACGUUGGUAGCAAUGGGUUUAUGUCGUAUACGCACACCAAAUUGGUUCUGGUUAUGAAUGUAAACCAUAGAAGGGGGGUGGAUGUUUAACGACUCAUAGCGGACGUUUAAAAGGGAAGCAAGCAUAAUGAAAUAAUG
This is a messenger RNA of Annulohypoxylon maeteangense, 1673 nucleotides long. RefSeq lists its product as uncharacterized. The transcript has 3 exons. Lineage: Eukaryota; Fungi; Ascomycota; Sordariomycetes; Xylariales; Hypoxylaceae. The coding region runs from base 301 to 1452 and encodes 383 amino acids. The record is from RefSeq and is a predicted model, not a curated record.